AUGUCAACACUCGGAAUAUCUAGAUCGGGCAGAGUUCGUAAAAAGUCGGCGAAAGUCGUCGAAAUGGAAAAAUUCGAUGGAGCAGAGAACCCUCCUUCAGAAAAUUUCAACUCCAGCGAUAAUGAAUCUCCCUCACGAAUUUCACCGACUUCGACUCCGGUGCCCGUCAAGCGAGUGUCGACUCCAAACCGACGACCUUCGGGCCAAGUUUCAGAUUUCAAUUGCGGCAGCAGCAACCUCCAAGAGAUGUCGGACUGCUCUGUUUCGUCGUCAGAAUCUUCGGAGUCCGAAGAUUCUUCGGACGAAUCGGACUCCGACUCGGAUGAUCUCCCAUUGCAAAAGGUCACCGCCGAGCAGAUGGCCCAACUGCAAGCUCUACAGAAGACCCGCCGGCCGAAACCAAGCAACGCUGGCGUCCAACGCAGCCGGCAGUAUUCCUCAUCGAACGAAUACGACCCUCCCUACAACCCGAAAACCGGUGCUGCGAAGCUCUCCACAUCGAAUCUUGUCAAGCCCGGCGCUCAAACCCGCAAGCCGGUGGCAGGCUCGAAUGCCCUCACGCCAACGAUAGGUUUCAGUGGCGAAGAUUUAUCCAGCAGCGAGUUCGAGGAUUCCGAAGACGAGUCCGACUCUGGCGACAGUUUGGUGAUCGAAGGUGGUGACGGUCUUGCCAAGAAAGCGCCCCUCCAAAAACUGACCCUGCCCGUGGCGACCGCUGCCGCGCUUGCGAACGCGCAGCGUCAAAAGCGGCAACAAGUCGAAGAAGACAACGUUCCCGAAGACAAUGACAACGACCAAGAUUUCGUGCCGUUCAGCGCGAAGCGACGGAGACUCAGUGCCGGCGCCGUGAGACAGACUCCGAGCGCUCCAGUACAGAAGAAACUUCCUCCCGAGAAGAAAACCUCAACCACCGAUGCGACCGUUGCGGAGCCCGUCAAGAAACCCAAAGCGCCCUCUGCUUACGUUCUGUACUGCACCGAGGCGCGGAAAAAACUCCUCGCCGAAAACUCCUCGCUAACAUUCUCCGAUCUGAGCCGGAAAAUGGGUCAGCUAUGGAACUCGCUGCCGGAGAAAGAAAAGCAACUAUGGAAACGCAAAGCAAAAGCCAUCCAGCUGAAAAACGCCUCGGAAGCCAACACCGUCAACAUCGGGAAGGCUGCGGCGAGUGACACCGCGUACAAGAGUCCAACGGGAUUGAAAACCAACGCAAAUGGUAAGUCAGGUGGUCAUAUCGCGCGAAGCGCAGCGACGCAGUCGCCCGCGCAACCCCAAGCGAGGGUGUCCGUCCCGGACAAAGGAAACGUGCACUCGUUCAAAGUCAAUCCACAAGAUAAGCUCGCGUUAUCGAGAGCUCCGCUAGCGGCGAAAUCCAUUUCGAAACCCACGCGAUCCGUAGCAGUGUCAAAGAAGGACCUGAAGCCCUCCAAUAGACUCGUCGACGGUGCCAGUGUGGGAAAAGACGACGUCGGCGCCAAGAUCUCCGCGGCUGAGAUGAACGAGAUGCGAUCUCUAGCGUCCGAAUUGAGUUCCCCGACGGCUGGGGGCUCGUCGAACCUCUCCAAGUUGAUAAGCAACUAUCAGGAACUGCUCGACGAGCCGCUAGAAGCUCCUCCGCGACCUUUCGGACACUCCCCUCUCGAUGCGGCUGCUCAUCUAAAGUUGUUGGGUGACUCGUUGACGACUAUUGGAAGCAACCUCAUUGGCAGCGACCGGCCUGUUGCGGUCUCUGGCAGCUUGUCCGUGCUACUAGAUAGCACCCUCUGCGCUCUCGGACCCCUGAUUUGUCUGACCGCUCAAUUGGACGAAACGAACGGGAGCGACCCCGAGACGCUGACGCAAAUUCUCAACAACAUAGCUUAUAUCAUGCCUGGUCUCUAGAUUGUGUACUGUAGUAGAAGAUUUCCUUGUCGAUCAGUCGAGCUCUCUGGCUGGCUCGAUUCGAAGAUCGAUCGAUGGAUCGAUGCAUUAAUUGCUUGGUUAUUGCUCGGUUGGUUAAUUGGUAGCUUUCGAUUCAAUGAGGGUACCAUUGACCGCAAGUGUUCAAAUGAUGUAACAAUAAUGUAGAUAUGACGCCCCU
This is a messenger RNA of Galendromus occidentalis (western predatory mite), 2077 nucleotides long. Its product is annotated as HMG box-containing protein 4. The transcript has 2 exons. The record is from RefSeq and is a predicted model, not a curated record. Bases 1 to 1878 code for a protein of 625 amino acids. Lineage: Eukaryota; Metazoa; Arthropoda; Arachnida; Mesostigmata; Phytoseiidae.